Paecilomyces variotii is the source of this 1130-nucleotide messenger RNA. RefSeq lists its product as hypothetical. Bases 80 to 961 code for a protein of 293 amino acids. NCBI's taxonomy places the organism in Eukaryota, Fungi, Ascomycota, Eurotiomycetes, Eurotiales, Thermoascaceae. The record is from RefSeq and is a predicted model, not a curated record. The transcript is spliced from 6 exons.
GCCCAGUUCAAAUGGUUUUUCUUUUUUCUUGCUAUGUAGUGGAACUUUUCUGCAAAUAGACACACUGACGAGUCCCAUCAUGGGAGAUAACGGAGCGGUAUCCUCAGGCGAGACCGAAGCGUACACCUUACCGCGCGGGGAACAAGAAAAAGAAAGACUCGAAACCCAACAUUCACUCCUUGUAUCUAUAGCAGGAGGGUUAAUUCACGAAUCGGUCCCAAAAUCCGAGAUUCAACGAGUUGCGGACAUUGCCGCUGGAACUGGGAUCUGGCUGUUCGAUGUCGCCAGGGAAUUGAAUAACCCCAAUAAUCGAUAUGAUGGCUUCGAUAUCUCGGACCUACAGUUCCCCUCUGAAGUCCCCAUGGGCCUGGGGUCAAUUAAUUUCACGGUUCAUGAUAUGACCAAAUGCUUUCCUGAAGAGUAUUAUGGGAAAUAUGAUCUUGUGAAUGUUCGAUUUGUAGUGCAGGCUUUGAAAGGUGUUUUGGUCCCGACGGUCAUUUCUCAUCUAAUGGAACUUCUCCGAUCGGGCGGUUAUCUUCAAUGGCAUGAUGCUCAAUGGGAUGAUUUCAGAGCCAUCCCUCCUAAUGAAGAUAUAGACUAUGUUAAUGGCAUUUUCAUUAACCAUAUGAAGGCAUAUGGUCUAUCUGGAAGGCUCCCAGAACAAGUUGAAUACGGUAUGAAGGAGAUCGGAUUCGAAGAUGUGGUAUCAAAAUGGGUACACACAAACGAGACUGAAUUUCAACCGAGAAUAAAUCUUCAGACUCGAACUGGCGCAUUGGCGACGAUGCCAAAAGCUCUGGAGACCUUGGCUUUGCAGGAGGGAAAGCCAGUAGAUGCCGCUGCCAUCAGAGAAAAGGUCAAGGAGGUUGAAGGUCGGAUCGAUAGAGCAAACAGGAAUGGCCAUAAUUGGGAUCUUGCGUAUGUGGUAGUCGUGGGAAGAAAGCCCACUCAUGAUGCCUGAAAGCUGGGGAUCAUGAUGGAAUAUUAACUAUGAAGCUCUCUUCUCUUAACCGAUUACGGAGUAGCUAGCGAAGAUAGAUGAUGGAUGUAUGUAUGGAUGUAUGUAUAUCUCGACCAUGAGUUGGAUGUAUUCCCAAGACGGCUAGCGCGGAUGACACAAUCGACCUGGC